CGCCGAAUCUUCGAUUCAAGACCCCUACACGAUUUCGCAAUCCAUGCCAUGGCCUUCGGAACCUGCACGACGGUUAGGUCUUGAGUCUCUCCCCAACCCAGCACAACCCAUCUUCGAUUCUCGUUAUUCCGUUUCCAACGAACUGGCCGCAUCGGUGUCGUGGCCUUGUUCGAAUGCCUCGCUGCUCUCACCUGUCGCCCACCAAGACAAUUCGCAGUAUUCUUCGGCGCUCGAUCAAUGGUACUCCUCUUCGACUCCGAUGAAUACCUCGACAGCUUUCGGGGCAGUAUCAGGCUAUACGACACCUUUCAACCCCCCGGCUUGCGAAGCCUCUUCCAGAAACUCAAAUUACACCAUCAGCUCUGCUUCCUCAGUUGUCGCAUCUUCGCCUUGCGCGCAUUCUGAUGGUUGCGUGCAGCCCGUGAGUCCACCAAGUAUCAAGCAGGAAGAAGCGGCGGAUCGCAGCAAAGACCGUUUAUACUCCGUUCCUGGCCUCGCGCCAUACACAACACCCUCACACGUCAAUCCUGGCGACAUCUACACAACACCUCCUCUGAGUGCUGCGGAACAAGCCUCAUUCGCAGCCAUCUUCGCUCAAACCAAGGUUGAAGCAGACCAUACGAAGCCGAUGACGGAUCCCGCAUCGCGCUCACCGCGUAGAGCACUAUCUUCAGAAGACGCACGCAGUCCUGGCGGCGAUGGGCGAGUGAAGCGCGGAUACACUACAAAUGCCAACUCAACCUGCGAGUGUGACAAGUGCGGCAAACUGUUCCAGCGCAGCUACAACCUGAAAGCCCACAUGGAGACACACGACCCUGAGCGAGAGCAACCUCAUGCGUGUCCGUACCCUGACUGCAAGAGGCGCUUUGUUAGACGGACUGACCUCAUGCGGCACGAGCAAAGCGUCCAUCUGAAGACACGAAACUUUCACUGCCCACUAUGCUUCAGCGCCUUCGCACGAAAAGACACGCUUCGCCGUCACGUCGAUGAUGGCUGCCCUCGUCGCGAACAAGUCAGGAAACGCGGAGACAGAUUCAGUCCUUCUACUUCUUCCGCUGCACCGCAUGACACAAGUCCUCAUCAAUUCUUUUCUCACCAUCAACAAACACCUUCCGCCUUCAUGAUACCCAGGACCGAACCUUUUUAACGCACAAUGCGAUGAAUCACGAAUUUAUGCCACUUAUCAUACAUACCACGAGGCCGAUAGCUUGAAGGAUCAAAGGCAAGGAACCCCCAAAAAUCCUCCCCUGAUGAUCGUCGUCGGCGCUGCGUGCUCCAACAUGCCACGAAAGCCGGCAUGAUGCAGGAUUCUUGAUUCUCGAUCUUCGCUACUGACGACUCGUGUGCUUUCGGAGGCAUUACUGUAGAGAGCUACAUACAUAUCCAUACGAGGUGGCUACCU
Pseudocercospora fijiensis CIRAD86 is the source of this 1402-nucleotide messenger RNA. RefSeq lists its product as uncharacterized. The coding region runs from base 44 to 1147 and encodes 367 amino acids. The record is from RefSeq and is a predicted model, not a curated record. Gene Ontology annotation, cellular component: nucleus. Lineage: Eukaryota; Fungi; Ascomycota; Dothideomycetes; Mycosphaerellales; Mycosphaerellaceae. The transcript is spliced from 2 exons.